AUCAGUGUAGAGUAUUCAGUUUAUUGCUGUGUAGUUUUUGGUGGUUUUCUUACCAGGCCGCGGAUCUUUGAUUGGAUUUGGUCGUAAACAGGAGAAUCUACAAGGGUCGAGAGGGCCCCCCGUAAAAGGAUUCAAUAUGCAACCAAGGAUAUAUUGGAUUUUAGCGAGCGCAUUCGUGAUCCUCACGGGUUGCAACGCCGCUUCCGAGAAGGAGCAAACCCCUGCUGAUAGGUCACCGGGGAACUCACCUUACAUAGAUGACCUCUACCUAGACGACCAGGAAGCCUUGGAAGGUUCUGGUCGAGGAGCUGGUGAAGUUCGCGACGACCUUGAGGCAUCCGGAAGUGGCCUUGGGCCAGACGAUGAAGAUGGUGAUGAUGGUGGUCACGAAUUCACGCAACAUAAUACAAUAGACACAACACCUAGGAAGCAGCCAGAACCCAGUGUGCCACAAAUUGACGAAAACAUAGCUCCUAAGACUAAACAGAACAUCCCAGACACUGUAUCUAGAACAGAUAACGCAGUCGACAGUUUCGAUUCACCAUCUGACUUAGACGAAGACAUGGACGACUCUCAUGGUACGGAAGUCCGGGUGAAUCCUAAAACCGAUGACCGAGCCAGUUCCUUCUUUGCGCAGCCUGGAGUGCUUGCUGGUGAGAUUUUUGUUUUCAUCAUUCACAAUACAUAUACAGUAUUUUAA
Messenger RNA from Belonocnema kinseyi, 700 nucleotides. RefSeq lists its product as uncharacterized. The coding region runs from base 137 to 700 and encodes 187 amino acids. The record is from RefSeq and is a predicted model, not a curated record. NCBI's taxonomy places the organism in Eukaryota, Metazoa, Arthropoda, Insecta, Hymenoptera, Cynipidae. The transcript has 4 exons.